AUGGUUCGUGAAUACUGGUUUCUGGCUCUGGCAAUGUCCGCUACAUCACGGACGAAAGCUCAGCACGGAGUCAUCGGGGUUUGUAGGACGAUGAAGCGAGGUCUACUUUACACACUUUUGACAGACAAAAGUUCGAGGCAACCCUCCUUCGGUAUCUGGUACUCACAAUCUCCUGAAACACUGGCUGCCAUUGACUUCAAUUCUGUAAAGUCGACUCUCAGGGCCGACAACAUACAGAAAAAGCUUAGAAUUCUACAGGCUUUGCGAUGGGUAGGUUGCUAA
This is a messenger RNA of Protopolystoma xenopodis, 282 nucleotides long. The record is from the annotation of a GenBank genome assembly. Lineage: Eukaryota; Metazoa; Platyhelminthes; Monogenea; Polystomatidea; Polystomatidae.